AAAUUCCAAUGUUGACAAGUAUGAGAUGUCGCAACCUAACUUCAGCGUCGUAUGAUUUAUAUAGCUUGAGGCCAUUUUUAUUGAAAGAGAGCAGUAUAAACCGACAGGCAGGAUAGAUGGCAUUAUUAAAUAAGCUUUACUCUCCGAACAUGAAGGUCCUAAAUAAAGACGAACUACAGAUCGCUGAAGAAGUUCUACUAAAACACCUACCCAAGAGUUUUAAGGUAUACGGUAUCCUAUAUGGUAUUAACAGGAACAAACCCAGCACACUGGAUGUUGUUGUUGAUACCUGGCCUGAUUUUAAAGUCAUCAUUUGUCGACCUGACCCCAAGAACAAGCACGCACUGGAGUUCAGGAAAAAAGUGAUAAUCUACAGCAUGGACGAACAGAUUUUAAUGAAAAUGCUGACAGAAGAGAAUGCAAUUGACUGGAGCACUUUAUUUUGUAUUGGAGGAUUUGACGUGUCCCAUGUCCCCAUGCUCAAAGAAAUGUCUUCUGAGAGAGAAGUCAACAACCGAUGCUUUGUUAAAGUACAUCUUCUAUAUUUGCCAGCCAGCACCCAUCUGCUCACACCAGCAGCUAACAGUGAGCUUGAAUCAAGGAUUUCAUCUCUUAACCUUUCCCAUGUGGACUUGGUGAAUAAAACCUGGAAGUUUGGAGGGAACAAGCAGGGUUACAGGAACAUUAAAAACCUCAUUGGCAACUUCCCGUCAUGCUGCAUCACUGAUGGCCAGGGUCAGCCGGUGUCCUGGAUUCUGGUGUACGACUACUGUGCAAUGGGCAUGUUGUACACGCUGCCAGAGCACAGAGGGAAAGGCUACGCCAAAGUCCUGGUCAGCAGCAUGGCCAAGAAACUCCACACUGAGGGUUACCCAGUGUACUGCUUCAUAGAGGAGGAGAACGAGGUCUCCUACAAGCUCUUUAGAAAUCUGGGCUUCAUUGAGGAUCCCGCUUACAGGGCAGCCUGGUUUGAAUUCAACUUCUGAUUUGGAAACCAUUGUAAUCGAAUGUAUAGCUGAAAUCUUCAGGUAAACAUCAUUUGUAGGUUAUGUAGGAAAUUAAAUGUGAUUAAAAUGUAAAGUUUAUACAUUUGAUAGGCUCUUCAAAGCAUUGCAUCAAAAACUGGACUGCCAUAAUGGUGGUGUAAGUGAAAGAAGUAUAACUAACACAAGUAAUAGAAGAAAGUAUGUCCCUUUUCGUUAUAGAUACAGGUGAAUAAGAGGAGAGAUAAACAAAUUAUCAAAUGAUGUACAUACACACUUAGCCUACAGUCUUUCCUCAUUUUGUAAUUAUUAGUAAGCAUGGUUCCCUAAAAUAAAGACAUGUUAUGCAUA
Cottoperca gobio is the source of this 1334-nucleotide messenger RNA. Its product is annotated as glycine N-acyltransferase-like protein 3. Gene Ontology annotation, cellular component: mitochondrion. Lineage: Eukaryota; Metazoa; Chordata; Actinopteri; Perciformes; Bovichtidae. The transcript is spliced from 5 exons. Bases 117 to 986 code for a protein of 289 amino acids. The record is from RefSeq and is a predicted model, not a curated record. Gene Ontology annotation, molecular function: glycine N-acyltransferase activity.